This is a messenger RNA of Protopolystoma xenopodis, 474 nucleotides long. NCBI's taxonomy places the organism in Eukaryota, Metazoa, Platyhelminthes, Monogenea, Polystomatidea, Polystomatidae. The record is from the annotation of a GenBank genome assembly.
AUGGGCAAUGCACUCUGGGAAUUAUACUGCAUGGAGAAUCAAAUUCACACUGACGGCCAACCUCUGGCUAGGGAUGGUGACACUUUGCAAGCUAUUGGAAACCAGUAUGAUUGUGCCAAUCAGCAGGGCCAAUUCUCAAAGUCUGAGAAGUUAGAAACUCAGAACACCGGUGAUGGGGCAAGUGGAGAUCCUGGACAAGUGCCCUCCAAAGAAGUCAUCAAACGGCCGUCGCUCACAGAGGGCUCUCAUAGCUCCACAACUUGCGUCUAUGAGACAUUGUUCAAUCUGUCCUCUUUGGGCAAAUACAUACCUCGUGCGAUCCUCGUUGACGCUGAUCCAACGACCGUAGAACAAGUUGUAAUUCAGGCGUUUGGCGUCAAUACGACGUUCAGGUUGAGGCAGUCCACUAGACAUCCUCCAACGUUUCGGGCGAAGGAUGUCUCGCGUACUGCAUCAGCCGGAACGUUGUAUUAA